ACUCAAUGAAAAGUGCAACCUGUGUCAUUAUUCUUGAAAAAAUCAUUUUUUCAGUGGCAAUAAACUGACGUAGUGUUUGUUACUGAAAGAUAAGCAGCACCAUGGACAUCGUAUUAAAAUUACUGAUUUCGAGUUCCUCCCGUUGUUCCAUAGAAAAUCACCAUGGUUGUACCUACACGGUGUCAUGUGUGCAACGGCCAUCAAAAAUUGCGGUCGUUCCAUGCGCCUACGAAGCAAAUGUAAAUGUUACGUUCAAAAUAAAACAAUCACAACUGGAUACUUUGACAUCAGGAUUCUUCAGUGCCACAAAUUAUGAUACCCGAAUAAAACAUAUAAUUGCUCACGAGAAUGAGUGGCACACUUUAGAGACGCACACUUUUAAAUACUUUUCUCGUACUAUAUCUUUAAACUUAACGGGAAAUGGCAUAGUCAAUAUAAACAACGAAACCUUUUUUCAACUGGAGCAACUGCAGUAUUUAUAUUUGUCGCAUAAUAAAAUUAAAAUACUGUUUCAGAAAUCACUCUCUUUAGCAACUGCAAAUGCAUUGGAAGAGUUGGAUUUGUCAUACAAUAUGUUGACUAGCUUACAAUCGCCUUUGUUUACAUCUUUGAAAAAAUUGCACACUCUGCAUCUACAAAAUAAUCAACUUAUUUCUAUUUGUGAUGAAUGCUUUUCUGGUUUAAAGAACUUGGCAAUAUUAUAUUUACAAAAUAAUAAUAUUACGAGUCUUAACGCGACAUUUAUACCACUCAACUUAAGUUUACUUGACUUGUCAAGUAAUAAAAUAAAAACACUAAAUCAUAGUGAAAUAAGUCAUAUGAAUGCUUUGUUAUACUUGAAUAUUUCUUACAAUUUACUAGAAACAGUAGAUACUUAUGCUUUUGAAAAUACAUGGAAAAUGGAAUAUCUAGAUUUAAGUCAUAACAAGAUAUUUUCAAGUAUAGAACCUCAAAUGUUUAUGAAUAACCAUUUACUGAAGUAUAUUGAUUUAUUUGACAAUGAAAUCACCACUAUUAGGGAGCUAGCUUUUCAAUUCAACUCUAUAAAAUAUAUAGAACUCGAUCAAAAUAGUCUCUCAAUUAAUAUUAGUCGUAAUUGUUUAAAAGGUCUUAAGAACAUAAAAUAUCUGAAUAUUACUAAAGAAAAAAUUACCGCAAUCAACGAAUACGCAUUUGUUGAUAUGGAAAAUCUACAAUUCUUAAAUUUAAGCAGAAAUUAUAUAGAAUAUGUUGAUAAUACAAGUUUUGAAUUUAAAUAUGAAAAUAAAUUAACGUUUUUAGAUUUAUCAUAUAACUUUAUAAAUGACUUGUAUUUUCUACAAAACUUUACGAGUCGCUUGAUCGAGUUGUAUUUAAAUAAUAAUAAGCUCACAAUACUUAGAACAGGUAUUUUUGAAAAGCAUACAAUGCUAAUUCGAUUGGAUGUUUCUGAAAAUGAUAUCAUAUUGCUAGAGCCAUUUUCGUUACCUUUAGUUAAGCUUCAAUAUUUUAAUAUAAAUAAGAAUAACCUAAUGGGUAAUAUCACUAAAAAUGUAUUCAGCCCUGCGCCAUUUAUAAGAUUUUUGAAUUUAAAUAAUUUAAAGAUCCAAGGAAUCGAUGAAAAUGCCUUUAAAGACUUACAGCUCUUGACUAAACUGAAUUUAUCUAAUAAUGAAAUCGAAUUUAUACAUUCAAAUAAUUUUCAAAAUAUGGAAAAAAUGUACAGUUUAGACCUAUCUUACAAUAAACUAUCACAGCUUGAAAGUAAGACUCCGUUAAAUUUAUUAACGGCAAUCUAUUUAAAUAAUAAUCAAUUUGAGCAUUUGCCAAAUUUAUUUUCAAAUAAAUCAGCAAUUAUAUACAUUGACAUAUCUAAUAAUAACAUUUAUAAUCUUGAAAGUGCUGGGUUAGAGAAUUUCCCUAGCGUAAGAGUUUUAAAACUUUCGCAUAAUUCGAUUAAGAUUUUUAAUAGUAACCAUACAAAUGCACUAACUAAUCUUUCUGACUUAACUCUUAAUUCUAAUCAGAUAACCGCAAUUAACUUAGAUUGCUUUGAAGUAUUAAUGAGCAUAGAUCUAAGUAAUAACAGUAUAAGCCUAAUAAACAGUACGACAUUUAAAAAUCGUCAUUCACUUCAAUAUUUAGACCUGAGUACAAAUAAAAUAUCAGAGAUUGUACCAGGUACAUUUCAAAACUUGAAAAUUCUGAAAUUUUUGAAUCUUUCAUCCAAUUCCCUAACUUAUUUUCGUUACGGCACCUUUAGAGGCCUAUCUAAAACUGAAAUGAUAUAUCUAUCAAAAAACAAAUUAAGGUUUCUAGAUGUCAAUAUUUUUCACGAUUGUGAUGAUCUUAAAAAGCUAAUAAUAGAUUAUAAUUAUAUUCAAACCGUAAACAUAGAAACUCUGAUUGCAGUUGCACCGAAUUUAAUAUCUCUUAGUCUGGGAGGAAACCCUAUUGCGUGUGAAGAGAUUAUAAGAAGCGUAAAACUGAAAGAAUCGAAGAAGUUGGAAGUAACAUCCAUUCAUAAAAUAUUUCAUGAUGACAAUGUUCAUGGUAUAAGGUGUGGGAAUGCCAGCUAUAAUUCUUCAGCUAUAGAAUCUCAUAAUAAAGCUAUGGACAAAAGCAUACUUGAAGGGGAAUUCUUUGCCCGCGCUCGUUGGCCUCUCCUUCUUACAAUCUGGGGUCUUUUAAAAAAGAAGCGUGAAGAAGCAUUUCUGCAGGCUAACAAGGUGAGGAUGGUUGGUGUGCGCCAACUAUCAUUCCGUCUGGACUUUGCCAUCACUUAA
Molecule: messenger RNA, 2765 nt
Organism: Chilo suppressalis (striped riceborer)
Lineage: Eukaryota; Metazoa; Arthropoda; Insecta; Lepidoptera; Crambidae
Source: the annotation of a GenBank genome assembly